Molecule: messenger RNA, 1246 nt
Organism: Gymnogyps californianus (California condor)
Lineage: Eukaryota; Metazoa; Chordata; Aves; Accipitriformes; Cathartidae
Gene: ARB2A
Product: family with sequence similarity 172 member A
Exons: 11
Coding region: 59-1246 (395 amino acids)
Biological process (GO): regulatory ncRNA-mediated heterochromatin formation
Cellular component (GO): nucleus
Molecular function (GO): siRNA binding
Source: RefSeq, a predicted model, not a curated record
CGCGCCCGCCCCGCCCCGCCCCGCCGGCGACGGGCGCCAGAUUGUCCUUCGAAGAUUAAUGUACUUUUACCUCAGUAUUUUAAAUCUGUUGACAGUUUGGGUAAUGAUGGCUCAGCUGCAGCAAGGAGGCCCAGAUGAAAAAGAGAAGACUACUGCAUUAAAGGAUUUAUUGUCUAGAAUAGACUUGGAUGAACUAAUGAAAAAAGAUGAGCCACCACUUGAAUUUCCUGAUACUCUGGAAGGAUUUGAGUACAUUUUUAAUGAAAAAGGGCAGUUGAGACACAUAAAAACUGGGGAGCCGUUCGUCUUCAAUUAUCGUGAAGAUUUGCAUAGAUGGAACCAAAAGCGCUAUGAAGCUCUUGGAGAGAUCAUUACUAAAUAUGUUUAUGAACUACUGCAAAAGGAAUGCCACUUGAAGAAAGUAACUCUCCCAGUUGAUGCAACUGAGAGCGAACCAAAGAGCUUUAUCUUUAUGAGUGAAGAUGCAUUAACAAAUCCUGACAAGCUGUUGGUCCUAAUUCAUGGUAAUGGUGUUGUCAGAGCAGGUCAGUGGGCUAGGAGACUUAUAAUUAACGAAGAUCUGGACAGUGGCACACAGAUACCGUACAUAAAGAGAGCUAUUGAGGAAGGCUAUGGAGUAAUAGUACUGAAUCCCAAUGAGAACUAUAUUGAAGUGGAGAAGACAAAAGCCCAAGUACAGCUGUCUUCUGAUAGCUCAGAUGAACCUGCAGAAAAGAGGGAAAGAAAAGAUAAAAUCCAGAAGGAAACAAAGAAGCGACGUGACUUCUACGAAAAGUAUCGAAAUCCACAAAAAGAAAAAGAAACUAUGCAGAUGUAUAUUAGAGAUAAUGGAUCUCCUGAAGAACAUGCAAUUUAUGUUUGGGACCAUUUUAUUUCCCAGUCAGCUGCAGAGAAUGUGUUUUUUGUUGCUCACAGUUAUGGUGGACUUGCCUUUGUAGAGUUGAUGAUUCAACGAGAGGCAGAAGUAAAGAAUAAGGUAACUGCUGUGGCGUUGACAGACUCUGUUCACAACGUGUGGCAUCAAGAAGUUGGGAAAACUAUUCGAGAGUGGAUGCGAGAGAACUGCUGUAACUGGGUGUCCAGCUCCGAGCCCCUGGACACUUCGGUGGAGUCCAUGCUGCCGGACUGCCCCCGCGUCUCUGCAGUAAUUGGUGACAUUAUAGGUAGGAGCUUAAGAAAAAUAAUAGCGAUGAUGAAAACUGGCAAAUUUAUCAUAGAUCCUUGA